Molecule: messenger RNA, 1277 nt
Organism: Andrographis paniculata
Lineage: Eukaryota; Viridiplantae; Streptophyta; Magnoliopsida; Lamiales; Acanthaceae
Product: probable membrane-associated kinase regulator 4
Exons: 1
Coding region: 1-1011 (336 amino acids)
Cellular component (GO): plasma membrane
Molecular function (GO): kinase inhibitor activity
Source: RefSeq, a predicted model, not a curated record
AUGGUGAUGGAACCAAAUCUGCGCAGCAGUUUCUCUUCCUCCGAAGAAGAUUUCAUCAACAUGGAGGUACAAAACGCCGGCGCGGCGGCGACGCUUUUCAGCUACUCUCUUUGCCACCACCGCUCCAGCUCCGCCAAGGAAUUCGAGUUCCAGAGCUUCUCUAGCUCCUCCGCCUCCGCUUCCCCCGCCGACGAGCUCUUCUACAUGGGGAAACUCCUUCCCCUCCACCUUCCGCCGCGCCUCCAAAUCCUCGCCCAAAACGACGACCACGAGUUCUUCAGCACGCCGGCGGCCAACACUCCGUUCGAAUCCUGCAAUAUCUCGCCGUCCGCCUCCUGCCACGUCAGCGCCGAGCUGAAUCCGGCGGAUUAUUUCCUCGAUUAUCUCUCAGAUCUGCACGACGCCAAAUCCAGAUCUAAAAUCGGUAAAAAAUCCUCCGCCAGCGAAGGAGGAAUCGGAUCGAAGCUCAAUUGGCGGUAUAUAAAGUCUCUGUUCACCAAAUCCGCCGGUUGUUCGAGCGAGUACUCCGCCGCGGCCGCCGUCGCCGCCGCGAGCAGCAAAGUCCGGUCGGUUCCGAAGCCUGGUAAGCAAAGCGGUGGAAACGGCAAUUUCAGAAGCGAUACGACGCCGUUUGGUCAAAUUAGGUAUAAAAAGGAAAUCAACAACAACAACCACCACAAUGUUUCAGAGGAAAACGAAUUUCGCCGGAGAGGAAGCAAGGCGAAUCACCGGCGGUCGUUUUCCGGCGCCUUUAAGAGGCUAUCGAAGCCUAAAAACUGCUCCAUAUCCUCCUCUUCUCUGGUAAUUUCUUCGGCUCCUAAUUUGAAUUAUCGGCAGAUAUUAAUGAAGAGCUGCUCGGAGAUGGAGAAUCCGAUUCAGGCGGCGAUUGCACAUUGCAAGCGCUCUCAGAAGUCAUCAAUGGCGGCGAAUCGCGAUGAGUUGGGGCUCUUCUCUGUUUCGGCCGCCAUGUACGGCGGUUGUAACGAAAGAGCAGGCGUUUGUAGGGGAUGAGUGGGUGGAGAACUUGGAAGGUCCCUGGAGCACAGAUCCAGUGGGUAAGGUAUUUAUAUGACCGUAUACUCUGGAGUUGCUGAACCCUGGAGCUCCCUACUCUUCAGGCUGUACGGAGCUCCUGGGAUCAUGGAUCCGGGUGUACGAAUUUAAGUGGUAUGAUGUAAUCUAGCAUUAUGGAGUAUUUGUCUGUUGGACCUUACUGUAGUGGGUCCACCGCACCCCGGAGCUCCUCCUGGUCGAAUAUUUAUUUACUUAGCAUACAA